This is a messenger RNA of Mya arenaria, 2771 nucleotides long. RefSeq lists its product as uncharacterized. The record is from RefSeq and is a predicted model, not a curated record. Bases 181 to 1920 code for a protein of 579 amino acids. NCBI's taxonomy places the organism in Eukaryota, Metazoa, Mollusca, Bivalvia, Myida, Myidae. The transcript has 3 exons.
UACUACUUGUAAAUUUGCUGUAAUUGCAUUUUUGAAGUUUUAAAGUUUUAACGCAAGGACAUUUGAAAGACAGCUUUAAAACGCGUCAAAUGUGUGUUUUCUGGUUAGAAAUUGAAAUAAUUCAGCAUUCGAUUUAGCUAUAAACUUGGAAGAAAGAGAAUAUCCUUAAGAGAAGCAACGAUGGCCCUACCCAAAACGCAGAACCCUGGAAAUCCCCGUCAACAAGGAGCACAACAAGUGGGCGGCGGACAUCAGCCACCAUUACAACAACAACAACAGCAACAACAGCAGCAGCAGCAGCAACAACAACAACAACAACAGCAGCAGCAACAACAACAACAACAACAACAACAACAACAGCAACAACAGCAACAACAACAGCAGCAGCAGCAACAACAACAACAACAACAGCAACAACAGCAACAGCAGCAAAGACAAAGACGAGUUGAAAAUAUGCACGAUUCAGUAAAGAAAUUGAGCCUUUUAUCAUGUGCAUGUUCUCUUUCAGUUUUGCUGCUAAGAAUUGCAAAAAAACAAGGUUUUCCUACCCCAGCUCUGCGUCCUGAAGUACUUACAGGUAUUAUCAUGCUUUAUUUCUUUACCGCGUUCGAACGUUUUGAAGUCGCCAAUGAAUUGAAAAUAUCACAGGGACAGGCACCGAGAACGAUAACGAUGUUUGUCCGAUUUUGUAUAUUUUGGAUUCCUAAAGCUUUCGGUUGUGAGAUUGGUGAUUUCAUUGCUCCCAUACUAAAAGCGAAACAUUCAACACCUGCUUUAAAAGAAGUUGCUGAUAACCUCACUGAAAUAAAGAAUAAAGCGUCUAGGUAUGCUGCCGCAAGAGGAAGUAUAGACAAUGCCAUGAGGGCGCUCACAAACACCGAGAAAAAUGUCGAGCAUAUGAAAGGACAAUCUGAGGAAUUAUUGAAGGGUUUACCUCUUGAAUUAUUAGGUAUAAAGCGGCCAACAUUUCAUCAACUACGAAGGGGUAAUGUUACAAUUUCUGAACCGAAACUGGUUAUUCCGGCCAAGCGUAUGCCGCGAAGGAGCACAUUAGCCAGUGACUAUGCUAAGAAGAUACAAAAGGAAAUAAAAAACGUGUACGAAAUCAUGAAAGAUGUUCUGAAAUUUGAUUCAGAGAAAUUGUUUUCAGCCACAAAGAAACAAAUGCAAUCAUUGAUUCAUCAUCUACAGUGUUUUGAAGAAAUUAAAUCUCAAGUGGAAGUAAGCCUCACUAAGUUGGCAUCCCUUUCACAGAAGAACAGCCCACCUGCUUGCGAAGAUUUGGUAACACUACUUGAAGAAACGAAACCUGUUUUACAACUAAAGAAAUACGAUGGCUUCAACGCAAGUUUGCAAAUGCUGGAAAAGAGUCACAAAGAGUUGCAAAGUUUGAUUCAGAGCAAAGGCUUAAGCCGCAGUUCUUUCUUUAAACUUAGAAAAGCUUAUAUACAGAUAAAUGGCCACGUUAAAGAUUUUGAUAAAAUGUUGAAUACGUUACGAAGGGAUGCGACGUACUUUAGGCAAAUGCAGUUCCUUCGGAGAUUAAUACAAUCAUCACCAAAAUUACCAAAUGUAUUCCGGUCUAUAUUUGCACUCCAGAGCAAAGCAGACGAAAUCAAAAUAUUUGAAAAUGAAUCGAAUAAAUGUUUAACAGCAGCCGUACAAAGCCUCCAAACAGAGAGUAUUUCUCCACAAUUACAAACAAAAGCAGCUAAUUCAGUCGCUAGUCUGGUGGCAGGCUUUGAUAACGUUGCUGAGAUGAACAAAUUGAGGCCCAAACUAGAAGAAUUCUGUAAAGCUACGGGUGUAAACGUGCCUCACCAAUGGACUCUAAUCAUGCGGCGAUGCGACAUCGUGUGUGUUGGAAUGGAAAUUUGUCCAUCUGGAAUAUUUGGAGACACUGGAAUAGUACAGAUAUGAAUGCAUUGUGCGCUUUGUAUAAUGUAUAAUAACUUCUGAUGCAUUUUUUCGAAUUUCAUCUUGAUAUUUUAACUUUAAAGGGACUGUACACCAGAUUGGCACCAACGAAUCUCAGGACAAUUAUUUAAUAAAAUGUUUUUCUCUUUGAUAUCAUAAUUGUAAACAAAAUACCAAAAUGUAAAAAAAAAUCGAGUCGGAGACAGGUUUCGAACCGGUGUUGCCGUCCAGUGUUGUAUCCACUGUGCUACGAAGGCUUACCCUAAACCGUUGGAAUAUUUAAGCUAUAUACAUUACUUGGUAAUAUCACGUGAUAACAUCGACUAACCAAUCACGCAUAAGAAAUGAAUUCUUUUUUUAUGGAAAAAUACGAAAAAACUGCGAAAAAUAAAUGAAUUGUAAAUUAUGUGGUACUUCAGUUAGUAAGUUUCGUUGCAUUGUACACAUUGAUACCAAGUUUAUGUCAAUUUUUGACAAUUUUCUUCUUUUUUUUCGCUAAUUCAUCUUAUGGAGAGUACAGCCACUUUAAGGAAUGUGCACUAAAUGUUACUAAAUGUUUCGCCUUUUUCUUCCCGUGUUGUGAUUCAGAUCGCCUGUACAAUUUCGCCUGAUACAGUACAUCAACUUUCUUUGUCUACCGUAUAUUUGUGUAAGCUUUUUUAUACUCGCACUCGAGCCUUGCCCAUUCGGCGAGUGCUCCGAUAAGAUUGUUUAUCAUUUUUAGUAGCAGUUGGGCUGGUAAAUGUACGCCUGGAGUCUUUUGGACUACACACACUUUAUCCACCCCAAUAACGUUCAUACACAUAUAGUGACAGAAAUCCCGGAAUUAAUUCCUUAAAAGUCUGCAUGUUAUU